AAUCGAGUAACUAUGAUGUUUGCAGACGUGGAUGUUGUCUGAUACCGAACAAACAGAGUAUGAAGUGAAAUUCAUUCGGAUAUUAUUUGAGAAACCAAAACCUAUGAAGUUGAAGCUUAAAGAGUGAGUGAGUGAAUUAAUAGAAGAAUCAAAAUCAAAUUCAAAAUCCAUGGCCACUGCAACAGUAGUAGUAAAGUAUGGAAUAAUAGGAGUUGGAAUGAUGGGAAGAGAACAUCUUAUUAAUUUACACCAUCUUUGCAACGAAAAUGUUGCUGUUGUUGCCAUCGCAGACCCUCACCUUCCCUCUCAACAACUCGCCAUCAAUUUAGCACACUCUUUUUCUUGGCCUCUUAAGGUUUUCUCAGGUCACAAGGAGUUGUUGGACAGUGGACUGUGUGAUGUUUUGGUCGUAUCUACUCCUAACAUGACACAUUACAGCAUUCUUAUGGAUAUAAUCAAUCAUUCCAAACCACAUCAUGUAUUGGUAGAAAAGCCACUCUGCACAACCGUCUCUCAUUGCAAAGAGGUUGUUCGCGCUGCUCGAAAGAGACCAGAUAUACUGGUGCAGGUUGGACUGGAAUAUAGAUACAUGCCUCCUGUUGCAAAACUGAUAGAAAUAGUGAACGGAGGAAGCCUCGGACAUGUUAGGAUGGUAUCAAUUCGGGAGCAUCGGUUUCCUUUCUUGGUUAAGGUGAACAAUUGGAAUCGGUUCAACGUUAACUCAGGGGGAACUCUGGUAGAGAAGUGUUGUCACUUUUUUGAUCUCAUGAGGCUCUUUGUUGGUGCAAAUCCUGUUCGUGUGAUGGCUUCUGGAGCUAUUGAUGUUAAUCACAAGGAUGAAAUAUAUGAUGGAAAGGUGCCAGAUAUUAUUGACAAUGCAUAUGUUAUAGUUGAAUUUGACAACGGUUCUCGAGGUAUGCUUGACCUUUGUAUGUUUGCUGAAGGGAGUAAAAAUGAGCAAGAAAUAUCUGUUGUUGGUGAUAUUGGAAAGGGUGAGGCUUUCGUUCCUGAGAGUGUUGUGAGGUUGGGAACGCGUGAGGCAGGACGAGAUGGUGUCCAGAGUGUGAAAGCUGAAGAUCCCCGGAUAAAAUAUGAUGGGUUACACCAUGGGUCUAGCUAUCUGGAACAUCUUAACUUCUUGGGUGCUAUUAGAGGUAAAGGUGAAAAGGUUCCUGCUGUAGAUCUUCAAGAUGGAUUAAUAUCUGUUGCUAUUGGAGUUGCAGCACAACUUUCCAUAGAAAAUGGACGAUUUGUUACUAUUCAGGAAGUUAUGGAUGGCCUUCAAGUUUGAGAGCGGUUGAACAAUUUCUGUUAUCUUGUUUAAUAUAAGCCAUACAUAGGGAUCACAUGAAUAAGUGCUGAAUAAAUUUUAUCAAGUAUUCUAUUUUUUCACAACUUUCAUAGUUUAUCACAUGAUCACAUCUACUAUA
Molecule: messenger RNA, 1430 nt
Organism: Medicago truncatula (barrel medic)
Lineage: Eukaryota; Viridiplantae; Streptophyta; Magnoliopsida; Fabales; Fabaceae
Product: inositol 2-dehydrogenase 2
Exons: 7
Coding region: 170-1291 (373 amino acids)
Molecular function (GO): nucleotide binding
Source: RefSeq, a predicted model, not a curated record